Molecule: messenger RNA, 318 nt
Organism: Sphenostylis stenocarpa
Lineage: Eukaryota; Viridiplantae; Streptophyta; Magnoliopsida; Fabales; Fabaceae
Source: the annotation of a GenBank genome assembly
AUGUGCUCCGAUUCGGAAGAAAAACGUCGCCGUUGCGGCGUUGCCUUAGUUGGUCCAAGGAAGGAGCGAAACCGAAACCCUAGAAAUCGAAUCAGCGACGUAUCUUCUUGGACGGGUUUUGAGAGACUAGGGCGUGUAAGAGUGAAAAAUAAGAGGGUUUUGGCUCUGAUAUUUGUAUACCUCUACACACACGCGAGAUUCUUCAGUGAUUCACACGUGAUUGUUAUGUGUGGGUUGAAGAAACAAGGACCCUUGAUUUGCACAGAAAUGAAAGAAUAUGUGUUUCACGCGCUCGAUGAAGAGUUAGGAUGUGUGUGA